Molecule: messenger RNA, 966 nt
Organism: Castor canadensis (American beaver)
Lineage: Eukaryota; Metazoa; Chordata; Mammalia; Rodentia; Castoridae
Source: RefSeq, a predicted model, not a curated record
AUGGCAGGUUCUGCCGAACCGAGCAGGGAUCCUCAAGCCCCACCACGAAUCGAGCUGGUGAAUACCUGUCCCUCUCCCCAGCAGAGGACCUGCGGACCUGCUCCUCACUGCUCCUCCACGACGCGCUGCUCAUUUCUGGAAGCUUCGGAUCCAUGUGACAGCCCGGUCCGGAAUGUCCCCUCCCCUCCGCCCUUCCCUCGGCCACCUACCCCGACCCCUUCCUUAAAGACAAGAGUCCGCCUAGAUCCAAUGUCUCCUCCAGGACGCCGCCUCCCGCAGCUCCAACCGCCCGGGCCCGACGCCGCGCUGCAGGGGGACCAGGUCUGGACCGAGGCUGCCGUGCGGGUCGUGAGCCGCCCUCCCCUCCUCGUCGGCCUCCGCGGCGAGCGGCCCAGCGCGCCCCCAGCUCCCGGGGACCCCCUGCCCCCGGCCCGCCGGCGCCGUGACCUGGCCCGGCGCGGAUGCAGGCGGCGACUCCGCGAGCGGCGGGCGCGGCCCGGGUCGCCGCCGCGCUCGGCUCCGCUCGGCUCCGCUCGGCUCGCUCCGGCCCGGCCCGGCCUUCCGCGCGCGGGCGUCCCGCCACCACUACCGCUCCCUACCCGGCGAGGCCGUCGCCCGCCCCGGUCCUGCCCUCUCUGGCCACCCGACCUCGCGGCCCGGGCCCCGCCCGGCAUCGGACGAGGAGCCGGCGGGCCUGAGGCGGCACAGCCCGAGGCCCCGAGGCCCCGAGCACCGGCGCGCGGUACCCGGCCACCGCCCCCCACCCGGGGACCGCGCGUCUGCCCCUCACCUGGGCACCCCGAGACAGGCGAGGCGGGCCGGCACCCAACACCAUGCCCGGCCGGCGGCGGCAGCGAGACGCGGCCCUCACAGCCGCACCGGCUCCCGGUGGCGGGACCGGAAGUGGCGGGGCGGGGACUCCGUGGCUCUAGCUGGCGGCGGCCGCUACGGCAGCGGGCGCUUUAA